This is a messenger RNA of Pseudozyma hubeiensis SY62, 1878 nucleotides long. RefSeq lists its product as hypothetical. Bases 1 to 1878 code for a protein of 625 amino acids. The transcript has a single exon. Gene Ontology annotation, cellular component: chaperonin-containing T-complex. NCBI's taxonomy places the organism in Eukaryota, Fungi, Basidiomycota, Ustilaginomycetes, Ustilaginales, Ustilaginaceae. Gene Ontology annotation, molecular function: ATP binding; ATP-dependent protein folding chaperone; ATP hydrolysis activity. The record is from RefSeq and is a predicted model, not a curated record. Gene Ontology annotation, biological process: protein folding.
AUGUUCCAACUGAGCAGCAGCUGUGUCUGUCUGACUGCCAAAGACCAACACCGAAAUAUUCAAUCAGACUCGCGCACAGCUCAUUUUCAACACGCUUUCUUCCAGACGUUGCUACGACUCACCACGCCAUCACCACCACCCUGUCGUGUUCGAGUCCGAUCAUACACCAAAACCAUGUCGGCCAUCGAGCUCAUCAACCCGAGAGCCGAGUCCGUUCGUCGAACCCAGGCUCUCCAAGUCAAUACCGCCGGUGCCAUCGGUCUCGCACAGGUGGUGAGAUCCAACCUCGGUCCUCGUGGUACCAUCAAGAUGCUCGUCGACGGCUCUGGCAACUUGAAGUUGACCAAGGAUGGCAAGGUGCUUCUCACCGAGAUGCAAAUCCAGAACCCCACCGCAGCUAUGAUCGCCCGAACCGCCGUGGCGCAGGAUGAGCAGUGCGGCGAUGGUACCACGUCGGUCGUGCUGCUCGUCGGAGAGCUUCUCAAGCAGGCGGAACGGUACAUUCAGGAGGGUGUUCACCCCCGUGUCAUCAGCGAAGGCUUCGACGUGGCCAAGACGGGGGCGCUCAAGUUCCUCGAACAGUUCAAAAAGGCGCCCGAGAUGGACCGUGCUACGCUGAUCAAAGUGGCCACCACCUCGCUCUCAACCAAGCUGCACGCCAAGCUGGCCACCCAGCUCGCCGCCGACAUCGUCGACGCCGUGCUCGCAAUCAAACCUGCCACCACCUCCACCAUCGAAGCGCCCGCCCCUACCGCCGACGGCUCGAGCGAAUCCGUCUCGGAGUGGAACAUCAAAGACCCCAUCGACCUACACAUGGUCGAGAUCAUGAAGAUGCAGCACAAGACCGAGACCGACACCCAGCUCGUGCGCGGUCUCGUCCUCGACCACGGUGCCCGCCACGCCGACAUGCCCAAGCGACUCGAGAACGCCUUUGUGCUGACGCUCAACGUAUCGCUCGAGUACGAAAAGACAGAGGUCAACUCGGGCUUCUUCUACUCCUCCGCCGACCAGCGCGAGAAGCUCGUCGAAAGCGAACGCAGGUUCGUCGAUGCCAAGCUCAAGAAGAUCGUCGAACUCAAACAGGCCGUCUGCGACGCACCUACCGAGGGGAGCAACGAGAAGAAGAAGACCUUUGUCAUCUUCAACCAAAAGGGAAUCGAUCCCAUGUCGCUCGACAUCUUGGCCAAGAACGGUAUCUUGGCAUUGCGAAGGGCGAAGAGGAGGAACAUGGAGCGUCUGCAACUGUGCUGCGGUGGUGUUGCACAGAACUCGGUCGACGACCUCACACCCGAUGUGUUGGGGUACGCCGGGUUGGUGUACGAACACACUCUCGGCGAGGAAAAGUAUACGUUUGUCGAAGAGUGUCAGGAUCCGAAAUCCGUCACUCUGCUCAUCAAGGGACCUAACGCGCACACCAUGUCUCAGAUCCAAGAUGCCAUUCGCGACGGACUACGAUCGGUGAAGAACGCCAUUGAAGAUACGACGUUGAUCGCAGGAGGAGGGGCGUUCGAGAUCUCGGCAUGUCAGUACCUCUCGUCAGAAGUGAAGAAGUCGGCUAAGGGAAGGGCCAAGUUGGGAGUGCAAGCGUUUGCAGAUGCCAUGUUGGUGAUUCCCAAGACGCUGGCGAGCAACUCCGGGUUCGACGUGCAGGACUGUCUGGUAGCGCUGCAGGAUGAAGCUGCCGAGGGAAACGUCGUCGGGUUGGACGUCCAGACCGGCGAGCCGAUGGAUCCCAUCAGCCAGGGCAUCUGGGACAACUACAGGGUCAAGAGACACAUGCUUCACAGUUCAGCGGUCAUCGCUUCCAACUUGCUCAGCGUAGACGAGAUCCUGCGUGCCGGAAGAAGCAGCUUGAAGAGCGAAGGUCCCAUGGGUUAA